Messenger RNA from Didymodactylos carnosus, 777 nucleotides. Lineage: Eukaryota; Metazoa; Rotifera; Eurotatoria; Philodinida; Philodinidae. The record is from the annotation of a GenBank genome assembly.
AUGCAGCAAUUUCGUUCACGCAUUGCUAUUGUUCGAAAAAAUUUGAAACACGAGCAAGAAAUAAAUAUCAUUACAAAUCCACAAGAUCAAAAUAAAAACACAACACUUCGACAACAACGACAACCACAUGAUGGCACAAGUUUAAAAAUGACAAGAUUCAAUUCAAUAGAUGAUUAUCAAGCUCCAAUGACGUCGUUCACAUUGCGUCCAAAUUCCAAGUGGAAACUUGUCCGUGAAAAUUUACAUAAAAUUCGUAGCUGGAGACAAAUACAAAGAAUUGAUGAUCCAUUUCAAGAUUGGUACAUAUUUUUUCAAAUGAAACGUGAACUAAAACGAGCAGAAAAACAAAUAAAGAAUAUUGAAUAUUUAUCCAAUUUUAAACCUAUUCGCUAUUUUCCAUUAGCCAUAGAUGAAACGCAUUUUGAAAUAUAUGAUACCUCACAAGUGAAACCAACCGAUGCUAUUUUUUACUCAAGUAGUAGUGGUGAACCGAUUAUAUUACAAUAUAUGCUUUACUAUUUUGCUAAAGAAUCUUUUGUUCCUUAUAAUGGAAUAUUUCGACCUUUUUUAGGUGAUAUCUCGUCUGUUAUUAAAGCAAAUCGUAACCGUUCAAAGCGUACUCAAGUAUUACAGAAUUUGGCAUUACUAGGCUCAAUAGCAGUUUAUAUUUUAAUUGGUUUGAUGUUUUUAGUAUUGCUUAUUAAUAUUUUAAAUAUAACUUCAAAGCUUAGCGUAUUAACUAAUUCGCAACGAGAAGAGUUUUAUUCAAAUUUUUAG